This is a messenger RNA of Naegleria lovaniensis, 840 nucleotides long. RefSeq lists its product as uncharacterized. The transcript has a single exon. The record is from RefSeq and is a predicted model, not a curated record. Lineage: Eukaryota; Heterolobosea; Eutetramitea; Acrasida; Naegleriidae. Bases 1 to 840 code for a protein of 279 amino acids. Gene Ontology annotation, molecular function: cycloeucalenol cycloisomerase activity.
AUGUCAAAGCAACAAAUGCAGGAAGCAAACAAGGCUCCCGUCGGGAUGAGGCUCUUUUCUCAAAACGAAAGCAAAGCUUGGGCAGAGAAAUUCUUCUUAUUCUAUGGACCUGUCUGGAUGCUCUAUUUUACUUAUCUCAUUUACAAUGAAAUUUAUGAUGGAGCAUCGAGAAUGGAAUGGACCAUGUACGGAGUCAUCAUGGCUGUUCCAUGCGUUUUAUAUCCAUUAUUAUUUCCUGGAAAGGCUGAUCGUAAUCUUCCAAUCACUCAACGAUAUUGGUUCAAGUGUAAUCUUUGGGUUUUCAUUUUCAAUUUUGUUGGAAAUUACUUUUGGACUCACUAUUUCUAUAAUCUUUUAGGUGCUAGUUAUACCAUGGAUACUCAUAGAAUUAACAAUGUUCCUUACCUCAUGUUUUUAGCUACCCAAGCUUACUUUACCUUUUACUUUUCCCUUAGCAAUGUAUUAUUGAGAAUUAUUUAUACUUCUUGGAGAAAUCCUUCCAUUGCUAGAUUCCUCUUUGUGUCAGCAUUUAUUUUGGUAUUUUCGUAUUUCACUGCUUUCAUGGAGACUUAUACCAUUCAAUAUUUCAAGUAUUAUACCUUUAAGAACAGAGAUUUGAUGUAUAAGGUUGGCUCAAUAGUUUAUGGAAUUUACUUUAUUGUUGGUUUCCCAAUGUACUACAGAGUUGAUGAAGAUGAGACAAAGAAGAAGUAUUCUACUUUCAAGGUGUGUGUGGAAAGUUUGGCUUCAUGCAUGCUAGUGACAAUUUUGUUGGAUUUCUGGAGACUCUUUGUUGGAGGAAUUGUUGAGGAUAUCCCUCAAUGCGUUCCAUUCAUGUAA